CUCACAAUUAAACACCCCAUCACAUUCGAAAAUCUUACACAUUUCAUUUCAAUCAUCUUGUUCAUCCCAAAGAAAUUAGGAGAGAGAAAGUAAGAGAGAGAAAAUGGAUACAGGAGGAAAAGCGAAGAAGGGAGCAGGAGGAAGGAAAGGAGGUGGGCCGAAGAAGAAGCCAGUUACAAGGUCAGUUAGAGCUGGGUUACAAUUUCCAGUUGGUAGAAUUGGAAGGUAUUUGAAGAAAGGAAGGUAUGCUCAACGUGUUGGUACUGGUGCUCCUGUUUACUUGGCUGCUGUUCUUGAGUACCUUGCUGCUGAGGUGUUGGAAUUGGCUGGAAAUGCUGCAAGAGACAACAAGAAGAACAGAAUCAUCCCAAGGCAUGUUCUACUCGCUGUGAGGAACGACGAUGAGCUCGGAAAGCUUCUUGCCGGAGUCACCAUUGCACACGGAGGAGUUCUUCCAAACAUAAACCCAGUAUUGUUGCCAAAGAAGACUGCAGAGAAGUCUCCAAAGGAGCCGAAAUCUCCCAAGGCUACCAAAUCCCCCAAGAAGGCUUAGAUUUUUUAGUGGGUUUGGGCUUUCCCAUCUCUAGUUUGUGUUUUCUGGAAUCUCUGUAUGUAAUGUCAGUAGAUGUUUUUAAUUAGGUUUUUUUUUUUUUUAAUUUUUUUUUUUUUAAUUUGAAAAAAUGGGAUGAUGGGAGGGUUGUAGUUGAGGGUUUCAUCUGUGAAUGGAAUCAGGAUAAUUUGAUUAGAUUCACUGUUCUUUGUAAUGUUGUUGGUAUCAAUGAAAUAUUCUAAAUUUCUUA
Molecule: messenger RNA, 800 nt
Organism: Chenopodium quinoa (quinoa)
Lineage: Eukaryota; Viridiplantae; Streptophyta; Magnoliopsida; Caryophyllales; Amaranthaceae
Product: histone H2A
Exons: 2
Coding region: 104-553 (149 amino acids)
Cellular component (GO): nucleosome
Molecular function (GO): DNA binding; protein heterodimerization activity; structural constituent of chromatin
Source: RefSeq, a predicted model, not a curated record